Oncorhynchus keta (chum salmon) is the source of this 4529-nucleotide messenger RNA. RefSeq names its product centriole, cilia and spindle-associated protein b (gene ccsapb). The record is from RefSeq and is a predicted model, not a curated record. Gene Ontology annotation, cellular component: centriole; ciliary basal body; spindle. Bases 613 to 1605 code for a protein of 330 amino acids. Lineage: Eukaryota; Metazoa; Chordata; Actinopteri; Salmoniformes; Salmonidae. Gene Ontology annotation, molecular function: microtubule binding; nucleic acid binding. Gene Ontology annotation, biological process: regulation of mitotic spindle assembly. The transcript is spliced from 4 exons.
GGCACUGUGAGAUAAUAGGCUAUUGGAAAUAUCAAGGUCAACCACAUUCAUUGUUAUCCAAUUUCACACAUUCGGACGUUUGCGCACGCGAUAAAACUGCAUGCAAACUGACUUGCGUGGAGUCUUAAGACUCUUGAUUUGGCUUGGAGAGAGUGAAAGGUGACUCUCGGCUAUUCCUUCGCUUGAAUGUGCUAUGCUUGCUCCUUCACGGGUAUUUUAAACUUCGCAGCAACACAGAUUUGACACUAAUCUCAUAUUCCAAUGACAUAUUCUUCAUUUAGAAUACAUGGGCAAAUAAUUGAACACAGUUUUAGAGCAAAUCUUUCACACAUUUCAAACUCUUCAAAGCGCCCGCCCCAUCCAUUCUUUUGAAAAGACAGGUCAGCCUAUCCACGAUUUUGACCAAACAUUGCUCUAGCUAUCUAGCACACUGAUUGCAGGUUACUAAUCAGUUGCUCAUAUUAGCGCUGGAGCAAAACCCUGCGCACCAGCACUCCGGGAGAAGAGCUACUCAGCGCAUUCUGCAGACAUUCAUUUUAGCCACAACAUUCCUGUAUUCUAGGCAACAUUUACCACCUAUUUAAAUGCAUCUGAUCAGACUCAUGUUAUACCAUGUUUCAUUUGGUCUGUGCAUUCUCACCCUAUUCUCAUAUAUUCGGCCACCUGUUGGGAGGAAAUUGCAUUCUAAAUGGAUCUCAACUCCGGGCGGGGCUUAGACGUAGCAAGCCUAUGAUUACAGCACACGAAACACCAUCUGUUGUGUUUUGCUUCCGUGAAACCCGAGCCAGUAACUCUAUAUGCUGGUCUAACAAACGGAAAUUAAGAAUGGUUACAAAGAGGAUCCGAACGGAGUAUAUGAAGAGAUUCAAGGACCCGGAAUGGGAAACCUACGCAAAGUGUUAUGAGGAGAUGAUAAAGUACAGACUGACGAGAAGGCUUUUGGAACAAACUCAUAAUCCGUGGUUUUGGAACAAUGACAGUGACUCGGAAUCCAGCAGGUCCACUCCUCAAAAGAAUAAAGUUGAGCCAUUGGUCCUAAAAGAAGAUUCACAACGAGAAUGUGCGAGAAAGAUUCCACCAAAAGAACCAUUGGAACAGAAGAUCCCCAUUUCAGAAGAACUGCAAGAAGUUGCAACUCCGGAGAACUCACCACCCAUUGAUGUACAGGGUUCUGUGGACGUAGGCUGUGGAGAGACAGAGGAAGAGAAGCUGGGACAAGGAUUAAUUGCCCCUGAGUCAGGGAAGAAGCCAGAGGCCCAAACUAAAACCAAACAGUCCAGAAAGCACCCCAGGGCAUGGAGCCAGCUACGGAAGCCCAAAGAGACUGACAAGAAAAACAGGCACCCAUUUGCCCUGUAUGGAGGGGGUGAUAAGCCAGCUGAGAUGGCUAGGAAGAAGACUCACAAUGUGGGUCCAGCUGCAUCAACCAAGGAGAUCCACCAGUCUGCAUUACGGGCCAAAACCAGACGGGAGGUUGAGAAGCAGGUGCAGAAAGUGGACAAGUGGAGAGUGCGGUCUGCAGAGCUGGAGAAAGUGACCAUAACCAAACCUGACUUUGACCCCUGGAUGACAGAGUACAUGCGCUGCUUUUCUGCCAGGUCCUGAUAGAUAUAGAGUGCAAUACUUUUGAUUAACACAGGACGGGGAAUAUGGUAUUUGAAAUCAAAUAGAAAACAUGAAGAAUUAUUUUGUUUCCAAAGUUUGCAUUCACCAUGCUUUUCUCACAGCUUUUAAAACUUUUUAAUGUUCAUACAGUACAGUCGUGGCCAAAAGUUUUGAGAAUGACACAAAUAUUAAUUUUCCAAGUCUGCUGCCUCAGUUUGUAUGAUGGCAAUUUGCAUAUACUCCAGAAUGUUAUGAAGAGAGAUCAGAUGUAUUGCAAUGUCCCUCUUUGCCAUGCAAAUGAACUGAAUCCCCAGAAAGCAUGUCCACUGCAUUUCAGCCCUGCCACAAAAGGACCAGCAGACAUCAUGUCAGUGAUUCUCUCAUUAACACAGGUGUGAGUUUUGACGAGGACAAGGCUGGAGAUGACUCUGUCAUGCUGAUUGAGUUCGAAUAACAGACUGGAAGCUUCAAAAAUAGGGUGGUGCUUGGAAUCAUUGUUCUUCCUCUGUCAAUCAUGGUUACCUGCAAGGAAACACGUGCCAUCAUCAUUGCUUUGCACAAAAAGGGCUUCACAGGCAAGGAUAUUGCUGCCAGUAAGAUUGCACCUAAAUCAACCAUUUAUCGAAUCAUCAAGAACUUCAAGGAGAGCUGUUCAAUUGUUGUGAAGAAGGCUUCAGUGCGCUCAAGAAAGUCCAGCAUGCUCCAGGACCAUCUCCUAAAGUUGAUUCAGCUGUGGGAUCGGGGCAGUACAGAGCUUGCUCAGGAAUGGCAGCAGGCAGGUGUGAGUGCAACUGCACGCACAGUGAGGCGAAGACUUUUGGAGGAUGGCCUGGUGUCAAGGGCAGCAAAGAAGCCACUUCUCUCCAGGAAAAACAUCAGGGACAGACUGAUAUCCUGCAAAAGUGACAGGGAUUGGACUGCUGAGGACUAGGGUAAAGUAAUUUUCUCUUUUGAAUCCCCUUUCCGAUUGUUUGGGGCAUCCGGAAAAAAGCUUGUCCGGAGAAGACAAGGCGCUACCAUCAGUUCUGUGUCAUGCCAACAGUAAAGCAUCCUGAGACCAUUCAUGUGGGGUUGCUUCUCAGCCUGUCCCUGAUGUUUUUCCUGGAGAGAAGUGGCUUCUUUGCUGCCCUUCUUGACACCAGGCCAUCCUCCAAAAGUGGGCUCAAUCACAAUUUUGCCUAAGAACACAGCCAUGAAUAAAGAAUGGUACCAACACAUCCUCCGAGAGCAACUUCUCCCAACCAUCCAGGAACAGUUUGGUGACGAAAAUUCCUUUUCCAGCAUGAUGGAGUACCUUGCCAUAAGGCAAAAGUGAUAACUAAGUGGCUCGGGGAACAAAACAUCAAUAUUUUGGGUCCAUGGCCAGGAAACUCCCCAGACCUGAAUCCCAUUGAGAACUUGUGGUCAAUCCUCAAGAGGUGGGUGGACAAACAAAACCCCACAAAUUCUGACAAGCUUCAAGCAUUGAUUAUGCAAGAAUGGGCUGCCAUCAGUCAGGAUAUGGCCCAGAAGUUUAUUGACAGCAUGCCAGGGCGGAUUGCAGAGGUCUUGAAAAACAAGGGUCAACACUGCAAAUAUUGACUCUUUGCAUCAACUUCAUGUAAUUGUCAAUAAAAGCCUUUGACACUUAUGAAAUGCUUGUAGUAACAUAUUAACACAUUACAAAAUAUCUAAAGGCACUGAAGCAGCAAACUUUGUGAAAAUUAAUAUUUGUGUCAUUCUCAAAACUUUUGGCCACGACUGUACACUCCUACUCCUUCCAGGGUUUUUCUUUAUCUUUACUAUUUUCUACAUUGUAGAAUAAUAGUGAAGACUUCAAAACUGAAAUAACACACAUGGAAUCAUGUUGUAACCAAAAAAGUGUAAAACAAAUCAAAAUAUCUUUUAUAUUUGAGAUUCUUCAAAGUAGUCACAAGUUGCCUUGACAGCUUUGCAUUCUCUCAACCAGCUUCAUGAGGGAGUUACCUGGAAGGCAUUUAAAUUAACAGGUGUACCUUCUUAAAAGGUCAUUUGUGUAAUAUUUGUCCUUCUUAAUGUGUUUGAGCCAAUCAGUUGUGUUGUGACUAGGUAGGGUUGGUAUACAGAAGAUAGCCCUAUUUGGUAAAAGACCAAGUCCAUAUUAUAUCAAAAACAGCUAAAAUAAGCAAAGAGAAACGACAGUCCAUCAUUACUUUAACACAUGAAGGUCAGUCAAUGGUUUCUUCAAGUGCAAUUGCAAAAACCAUCAAGCGCUAUGAUGAAACUGGCUCUCACGAGGACCGCCACAGGAUAGGAAGACCCAGAAUUACUACCUCUGCUGCAGAGGAUAAGUUCAUUAGAGUUACCAGCCUCAGAAAUUGCAACCCAAAUAAAUGCUUCCCAGAAUUCAAGUAAGACAUCAACAUCAUGUGGUCAGAGGAGAAUGCGUGAAUCAGGCCUACAUGGUCAAAUUGCUGCAAAGAAACCACUUCUAAAGGACACCAAUAAGAAGAGACUUGUUUUGGCCAAGAAACACGAGCAAUGAACAUUAGACUGGUGGAAAUCUCUCUUGGUCUGAGUCCAAAUUUGAGAUUUUUGGUUCCAACCGCUGUGUCUUUGUGAGACACAGUGUAGGUGAAUGGAUGAUUUCCGCAUGUGUGGUUCCCACUGUGAAGAAUGGAGGAGGAGGUGUGAUGGUGCUUUGCUGGUGACACUGCCAGUGAUUUAUUUAGAAUUCAAGGCACACUUAACCAGCAUGGCUACCACAGCAUUCUGAAGCAAUACGCCAUCCCAUGUGAUGUGGGACUAUCAUUUGUUUUUCAACAGGACAAUGACCCAACACACCUCCAGGCUGUGUAAGGGCUAUUUGACCAGGAAGGAGAGUGAUGGAACGCUGCGUCAGAUUACCUGGCCUCCACAAUCACCUGACUUCAAUCCAAUUGAGAUGGUUUGGGAUGAGUUGGACC